Phodopus roborovskii (desert hamster) is the source of this 1968-nucleotide messenger RNA. RefSeq names its product serine protease 53 (gene Prss53). The coding region runs from base 16 to 1677 and encodes 553 amino acids. The record is from RefSeq and is a predicted model, not a curated record. The transcript has 11 exons. Gene Ontology annotation, biological process: proteolysis. Gene Ontology annotation, molecular function: serine-type endopeptidase activity. Lineage: Eukaryota; Metazoa; Chordata; Mammalia; Rodentia; Cricetidae.
GUAGCCUGAAGCAGCAUGAGGCAGAGCUGGGGACCAGGGCUGCUUAUUGUGGGAGCUGUAGUCCUAACAGAGGGUCUUCAAGCAGCUCAGCGUGCAUGUGGGCAGCGUGGCCCUGGCCCUCCGGAGCCUCUGGAAGGCAACACGUUACUUGGUGAAUGGCCUUGGCAGGCCAGUGUGAGGCGGCAUGGGGUACAUAUCUGCAGUGGCUCCUUGGUGGCAGAUACCUGGGUCCUCACAGCUGCUCACUGCUUUGAAAAGGUGGCCACAGCAGAACUGAGCUCCUGGUCUGUGGUCCUGGGUUCUCUGAAGCAAGAGGGGCUGAGCCCUGGGGCUGAGGUGGUGGGAGUUGCUGCGCUGCAGGUGCCCAAGGCCUAUAAUCACUAUAGCCAGGGAUCAGACCUGGCCCUGCUCCAGCUCACCCAUCCCACAGCCCAUACAACCCUCUGCUUGCCCCAAUCCACCCAUCACUUCCCCUUUGGAGCUUCUUGCUGGGCCACUGGCUGGGACCAGAACACCAGUGAUGUGUCCAGGACCCUACGCAAUCUGCGCCUUCGUCUCAUCAGCCGCCCCACCUGUAACUGCCUCUACAAUCGGCUGCACCAGCGGCUGUUGGCCAGCCCAGCGAGAGCUGGAAUGUUGUGUGGGGGUGCACAGCCUGGGAUACAGGGACCAUGCCAGGGAGAUUCUGGGGGACCUGUGAUGUGCCGUGAGCCUGAUGGACACUGGGUCCAGGUUGGGAUUGUUAGCUUCACAUCAAGAUGUGCCCAAGAGGACACUCCAGUGCUGCUUACUGACAUGACUACUCACAGCUCAUGGCUGCAGGACCACGUUCAUGGGGCAGCUUUCUUGGUACAGGGCCCUGGGAUUUCGGAAAGCAGUGAUGAGAACAGCUGUGUAGCAUGUGGCUCCUUGAAGGGUGGAGGCCCCCAGGCAGGAGCCCUCUCUCAGUGGCCCUGGGAUGCCAGGCUGAAGCACCAUGGGAAGCUGGCUUGUGGUGGAGCCCUGGUAUCAGAAGUGGUGGUGCUGACUGCUGCUCACUGCUUUAUUGGGCGCCAAACCCUAGAGGAAUGGAGUGUAGAUCUGGGGGCUGGACCAGAGGAACGGGGCCUGAAACAACUCAUUCUGCAUGGAGCCUACACCCACCCAGAGGGUGGCUAUGAUGUGGCCCUCGUGCUGCUGGCUCAGCCUGUGACAUUAGGCCCUGAUCUGAGACCCCUUUGCUUGCCCUAUGCUGAUCACCACCUGCCUGAUGGUGAACAUGGCUGGGUUCUUGGGCUGACACAAGGAGCAGGCAACAACUACUACACUCAGACAGUACCUGUGACAGUCCUGGGGCCAAUGGCCUGUAGGCAACAGCAUGCAGCCCCUGGCAGCACAGGCAUUCCCAUUCUGCCAGGGAUGAUAUGCACCACUGUUGUGGGUGAGCUGCCUCAAUGUGAGGGCCUAUCUGGGGCACCACUCAUCCACGAGGUUAGGGGCACGUGGUUCCUGGCUGGACUGCACAGCUUUGGAGACGCCUGCCAAGGCCCUGCGAGGCCUGCGGUCUUUGCAGCACUCUCUGCCUAUGAGGACUGGGUCAGCAAUCUAGACUGGCAGGUCUACUUUGCUGAGGAGCCAGAGCCUGAAGCUGAGCCUGGAAGCUGCCUGGUCAACUCAAGCCAGCCAGUCAGUUGUUGACUGGUGACUCUAGUUUACUCACAAGACGCCAGAAAAGCCAGGCAACUCCCACGUCCGUCCGACACCCAAUUCGAAGCUCCUGCCCUUCCCUGUCUGGUCCUGUGGUUCCCAGCCCUGAGGCAGCUCCAACAGCUGUCUGGCUGGGAAUGUGCCUGCCCAGGGAAGCUUUGCAUGAGAGGCCAUGACCCCACCCCCAAGCUCUGCUUUUCAAGAGAUGUCUCCAGUAUUCCCUAACAAUCCUUCAGACACAACCACACCAGCAACUGUUGUGGAAAAAAAAGUGGUUAUUUU